UCCACGAGAUGCAGGAGAAGUUCCCCAUUGUUGUCCUGCUGGCAGCCGGACUGUUGGAUUUGUCUGGUGCCUCCAGGAGCAGCCCUGGGAUGCUGGGGCCGAGCUCUGCCCAGAGCAGCCCCGUGCCCAUCACCAAGGGUGGCUGGGGGACACCCCAGGACCCUCCCCAGGGCACAGCUCUCUCUUCCCCUCCUGUCAUCAAGCACAGGGAGGUUCCAAGUCCCAAACCUUCUCCUCUGACCCCAGCGCUGGGUUUUCACCCAAGGAGAGAAACGGCAGCAUCUGCAUUUGCCCCCAGAGCUGGGAUUUCUCUGGGAGGAGCAGGGGAGGCCUGGCUGCCCACGGGAACGCUUCCCACUGGGAAAAGGGCCCUGGACACGAUCCCUGCAGCCCAGCCUGACCCCGGGGCAGGGGUGGAUGCUGCAGUCACAACUUCUGCAAUCCCAGCACAGCCAGCUCCAGGGGCCCUGGGCUCAGGCUAUGCCAGAACAGCACAGGCCAGGCCCGUUGGGUUUCCCCCUCUUGUGUCUCUGCAGCAGGAGACCACAGGCAGCAAAGGCAGCAGCUCAGCCUCAGGUGGAACAAUCGGUUCUGGACACCCAGCCCAGCUGCCUGCUCCUCACUCCUCCCUGCCAGGCAGCGGAAAUUCUUCAUUCUCCAUGGAAGCUCUGGCUCCUGAUGAGCUCCUGCCAUCUCCAUUCCAAACUGGCACAAGAGAUGGACCACAGCCCCUCUCUUUGCACAGGGCUCCCACCUGCACCCACGUUCCCCCAGAGAGCAACAGGAGCUCUCAGGAGAUGGCAGCUCUGGCUCUGCAAGGAGAUGCUGCUCCUUGGGCAGCGACAGGGAGACCUGGAAAAUCUCUCUCCCCUGAGAGCCCACAGCCUUCUCUGAGCUCAUCCUCAUUAAUCCAGUUGUGGAUUUCCACAUUUAAACCUUCCCCAACUACUAAAGACCUCAAAGAAACAUCUGCCCUCUCCCCAGGAAUGCCCAGCUUUGGGAAUGGUGACCUCCAGCCCUGGGAUUCUGUCCCAGCACUGCUUCAGCCUCCUGGUGCCUCUGCUCCUGCUGGUGCUGGGAUGCAGCCCAUGAGCCUCCACACCCCGACCAGCUCACCCACAUCUCCUGGCUCUGGGCCCCAGCUCCAAGGAGCUUCUGCCCCUCCUGUGCCUCGGGGAGCUUUGGCUGGGAUGCUGCAGGUGAGCACAGGGAGAAGAAGCAAGCCUGGUUCUCCUCCACUGUCCCCAGCAGCCAGCCCUGUCCCCAAACCUGGCUCUCCAGUGCUGUCCCCAGCUGCCAGCCCUGUCCCCAGCCCCUCUGCAGCUCACAGCCACAGGGACCAGGGAAGCCAUCCCAGCUCCACUACAGCACUUCCCACUCCAUGGGUGCCCCGUGAGGUCCCAGCAGCCCUGGCACAGGCUCUGGUGCAGCAGUUCAGGAUGUCCCUUGAUGCAGCUGCCAAGAACCUCAGCACAGUCAGAGGUGACCCCCUGACCCUGCUGCCCUCGUCCCCACACUUGUCCUUCGUGCUGAAGAGCACUGAUGGCAUGAUCUGCCUGCAGCCCAUGCAGGAUUCCCCUCUCCCUGCAGAAUUCCCAAAUUCCAGCCUUGGGGGGCUGCUUUCCAUCCAGGAAAUCCUGGCAGCACCCAAUUCUUCAGCGCUGGAGCUCGCAAACUUCCACCUGAGCCCUUCCAGCUUGGUCCUGGUCAGGCCUGUGUUUGUCCUGCUGCCCAGUGACACAGCACGCUCCCAGGUGCUGCCCUCUCCUCUGGGUGACCACAGCAUGGCCCAGCUGGCCACAAGUGUGGGCACAACCAGGAGCAGCCAGGACAUCCCAGUGAAAACCAGUCCCUCUCAUCCCCCUGGGAUAUCUGUGGGACCUGGGACUGCUCUGUCCACUGUGUCCAAGCAACAAGCAGAGAGAGCAAAAGUAAAUUCUGAGCCAGUGCCAGCAAAUCCUGUUCCUACAGCCCUCAGGGGCUUGUCCCCAGCUGUCACCUCAGCCCCAGGGCAUGUGCUGGACCCCAGGACAAGCCCCACAGUGCAGACCAUGCCCAGGCUGCCUGAGGAGAUGCAGAUUCCUGCUCCCCAUCCCCAGCAGGCCACGGGCACUGAUUUGCUCUCCUUGUCAGCAGAGCCUGGCACCUCCCCUGUGCCACCAGAGCUGGUGUCCACUCAGAGCCUCCAACCUUCCCCCAAAGUGUAUUUCAGCACUGAAAGGCCACAGUCUUCAUCUGGAGCUCCUUUCCUGGCAGCAGGGGAACCCCAGGGGUCCCCAGAGCCUGCCCAGGACCAUCCCAAAGCCAGCCGGGGCACUCCUCUCCCUGCAGCCAAGGGUGUCACCUCUCCCCUCAGAGAGCUGCUGCCCCUGCCCAGCCCAGCCCUGCAGCCUGACCCCAGCGUGGGGCUCAGCUCCUCAGGGACCGGGGAGGGGGCAGCAAGGGGAGGUGCAGCCCCCACUCAGGCACCCGUGUCUGCUGCACGCCCAGCAUCAGCCAGACUCCUGCUGGAGGAGGUGUCCCACCCUCUGGAAAACGUAUCCCACCCUCUGAAGAAUGUAUCCCACCCUCUGGAGGUAUCUCAUCCUCUGGAGAACAUAUCUCACACUCUGGAGAACAUAUCCCACCCUCUGGAGAUCAUAUCCCACACUCUGGAGGUAUCUCACCCUCUGGAGAACGUAUCCCACUCUCUGGACGAGGUAUCCCACACCCUGGAGAACUCAUCCCACCCUCUGGAAAAUGUAUCCCACCCUCUGGAGAAGGUGUCCCACCCUCUGGAGAACAUAUCCCACUCUCUGGAAGAGGUAUCCCACACCCUGGAGAACUCAUCCCACUCCCUGGAGAAUGUAUCCCACCCUUUGGAGAAGAUGUCUCACCCUCUGGAUAACAUAUCCUACUCCCUGGAAAAUGUAACCCACGCUCUGGAGGUAUCCCACCCUUUAGAGAAUGUAUCCCACCCUCUGGAGAUAUCCCACUCCCUGGAGAACGUAUCCCACCCUCUGGAUGAGGUAUCCCACCCUCUGGAGGUGUCCCACUCCCUGGAGAAUGUAUCCCACCCUCUGGAUAAUGUAUCCCACCCUCUGGAGGUGUCCCACCCUUUGGAGGAGGAUGUCACAGAACUGGGCACUGGUCACUCCAGCCGUGGCAUGGCUGCCCUGUCCCCCACACCCACAGCAGUUCCUGUCCCUGCUAAUUGGCUCAUUAAUCAGGGCACUGAUGAGCCCGCUGUCCGUGACCCUGAGCUGCUCCCAGCCAGGGGCCUCAGCCAGGAGCCCCCGGCCACAGAGAGCCCCUGGCUGGGUGCUGCGGGCACUGACUCAGCCCAGGGGCUGCUGCUGAGCACGGAGGGGGCCGAGGAGCAGGGCAGGACGAGGGAGGUGACAGAUGGAGCAGCUGAAGGCUUGGGGACAGCGGUGACACUGGAGCCUGGAGCCCUGCAGAGCGGCUCCCAGCAGAGGAGGGGGCUGCACUCGGAUAUCACCGUGCUGGACGGCCUCGCCAUCGUGAGCGACUCCUGCGGCUCCGGGAACCACUCGGUGCGGCUGAGGCUGAGCCCUGCAGGGGACACGGCCCCCGGGCCCCCAGGCUCAGAGCCCUCCCAGGACACCUUCCUGGCCCAGGUGGCCCUGCAGGGUGACAGCAGCCAGGCCCUGCUCCAGCUCCACUCGUGCUGUGUGAGCCCCUCGGCCAGCGCCGGGGCUGCGGGGGCCCAGUGCUGCCUCUUCCGCAGGCUGCCCUUGGAGUGCAGACACAUCCAGCUGCUGAAGGGUGGCAGCUCCAGAGCCACCAGCUUCUCCAUCCAGCUGUUCCAGAUGUUGAACCACUCCGUGGCCUACCUGCACUGCGAGCUGAGGCUGUGCCUGCCCGGCUGUGAGCAGGGCUGCUUGGAGAGCAUGGAGCCCCUUCCCCAGCCCAGUGACAGGACCAGCCAUGGAAACCUGCACAACCUGGUCUCCCUCGGGCCUGUCUGGAGGAUGAACAACAGGUUUCUGUACAAACCAGUGGAAGGCUCUGCUCCUGCCAUGCUGCUGCCCAUCCUGCUGGGAUCCCUCGCUGCCUGUGCUGUCCUGGCCACUGCUCUCAUGGGGCUGUGGCUGCAGCACCGGCACAGAGCCAAGGCCAGCCCUUAUCCCCUCUCUGGAGAGCUGCAGGGGCUGUGA
Molecule: messenger RNA, 4160 nt
Organism: Cyanistes caeruleus (blue tit)
Lineage: Eukaryota; Metazoa; Chordata; Aves; Passeriformes; Paridae
Source: RefSeq, a predicted model, not a curated record